Rhinolophus ferrumequinum (greater horseshoe bat) is the source of this 349-nucleotide messenger RNA. Its product is annotated as histone H4. Gene Ontology annotation, cellular component: nucleosome. Gene Ontology annotation, biological process: nucleosome assembly. Gene Ontology annotation, molecular function: DNA binding; structural constituent of chromatin; protein heterodimerization activity. Bases 4 to 315 code for a protein of 103 amino acids. The transcript has a single exon. Lineage: Eukaryota; Metazoa; Chordata; Mammalia; Chiroptera; Rhinolophidae. The record is from RefSeq and is a predicted model, not a curated record.
AGCAUGUCUGGUCGUGGUAAAGGUGGUAAGGGGCUCGGUAAAGGGGGCGCGAAGCGCCACCGCAAGGUCCUGCGCGACAACAUCCAGGGCAUCACCAAGCCCGCCAUACGGCGCUUGGCCCGGCGCGGCGGCGUCAAGCGCAUCUCCGGGCUCAUCUACGAGGAGACCCGCGGGGUGCUGAAGGUGUUCCUGGAGAACGUGAUCCGGGACGCCGUCACUUACACGGAGCACGCCAAGCGCAAGACGGUCACGGCAAUGGACGUGGUCUACGCGCUCAAGCGCCAGGGCCGAACCCUGUAUGGUUUCGGCGGCUGAGACCGAACUUGCAACCUCGGAUUUUGCAGUAAAA